Messenger RNA from Heterotrigona itama, 1890 nucleotides. NCBI's taxonomy places the organism in Eukaryota, Metazoa, Arthropoda, Insecta, Hymenoptera, Apidae. The record is from the annotation of a GenBank genome assembly.
AUGGAUUAUGCACGAAAAAUUGGCAAAUCGGACGAACCGAAAAAAUGGGUGAAACAGUUCACGACAGUUGUCACUGCGCGAGAUAAGUUUAUUAGUCCGCAGUUGCCUUUCGCCGAAGAUCGGCGCUUGGCGAACUGGCAGAAAUGGUUAGAAAGGUGGAAGAUACAGUAUAAACACAUUAGAUCUACGACCGGUCGUCACCAAAACGAUCAAAUUCUGAAUUCAUGUGAAAAGAUACGACCACUGAUGGAAAUGAGGAAUCUGAUGGACUACGCGACGGUACCGGUGCCAAUUAUACCUGACAAAUAUCGAGGCGGGCCAGAAUUCUGGAGGACUCCGGAGAAACUGCCUAGCCGUGUUCCUUGUUUGCCAGACAUCACGUUUAUUCCGACGAAGAAGGAGUUAAAUCUAAGUCCGGAGUUGACGUACGUCGGCUUGCCAGAACUGAUAGAAAAAGAAAAAGAUUUGGACGAUUUGAAAUCGAAAGAACCAUCAUGGAUGCGCAGCCGAUACUUGAAAACAAGGAGGAGAGAGUUGUCGAAAGAAAUAGAGGCGCUCGUACCGAAAGAACCAGAAACGAGAGACCUGGUGAUUAAGAAUUAUGUCCCACCGAAAGAGAAACCAUUGGCAAGAAUUCUGCCAGUGACAAUUUCCGACAUAGAGGAGGAAGAGGAAGACGAAUCGAGCCGUUGCGUUGAACAGGCGAUCGCCUUAAAGAUCCAAGAUCGCGAAAUCGUUUGGGAAAGAUUUCCCUCGAAGCACGGGACAAAGCCAGAUUCGAUUACAUGGAGUUUAACAUUUUUUGGUGAAAUUCAUAAAAGAACAGAAAAAGAAAUCGUGCUCGAGAAUAAGGGGAAUCGCGUAAUCGUCUACCAAUGGCGGGACGCAGAUUUUCGAUGCAAUACGAUUCCUUUAGUCAAACGAACGAGUCCUUUUUUCUUUAACAAGACGAAAGGAGUGAUCCUCCCUGGGCAGAUCGUAAAAUUGAAAGUAUGGUUCCGACCAAGGGACGCUCAUGUUUUUAUUGAAUUUUGGAAACUUAUAACCGAUCCGAUCUUAUGUCCCUCGUCGUUGGUAUUUCGAUUUUGGGGUUGCGUCGAGAGCUCGAACGUUCGUUUAGCGAAGUUCGAGUCUGUACAGAUAGUCGAUAAAUACUUAGAUCGCUGCGUUAGAAAUACCGUGAUACGAGAUUUAAUUAACGAUAUUAUGGAAAAUAUUAGUUUGACUAAGCAUCCAGAACCUGCGUACGGUAGCUUAUUUUUAGAAUCAGACAUGUUCGUUAUGAAAAAUCCACUAUGUUUUCACAAUCCGACAUUGUUGAUAGAAUUUCACAAGAUUUACUACGCCGCAACAAAUCAAACAAGACAUCGUUGGAAUAUGUCGUUAAACGAUAUACGAGAUACCUUGUUGGAAAUUAAGCAAUCCGAACGUAGAAAUAUUAUGUUGUCACAAUUCAGCGAACUUUACAAAGAAUGUUUGAAUCCUACGUUGUACAGAUCUGUGCAGUGUAACAAGUACGAAAUGGUGUAUUACAUACUAUGCUCGUUUUUCAAUCUAUUUGAGACUGAAAGCGAAUUAGCAAGGAAUGCUUACCUAUUAAAUGACUGUAAAGAGAUUUCUGGCGUGUCUUCGACCAUGAGUUGUACGAUAAACGUAUCUCAGUCGUCCAUUAAGGACAAUAAUUUACGAAAUAAACGUGGGAAAAAAUCGAAUAUUCGUUCACAAGACAGUCAGGUUCAAACAACAGUCAAAAGUUGCACAAUUCCCGCCAAUGAUUCUCUUUAUGCAGAAGUAUUUUUUAUUCGUAUUUAUGAACUUUUGGGGCAAACGAUAGUACGAAUAUUCGCAUCCAUCGAGUCGUUUAAUAAUUUGAACGAACGUGAUAAAUGA